Messenger RNA from Gadus morhua (Atlantic cod), 1204 nucleotides. It is a transcript of the gene glrx2, whose product is annotated as glutaredoxin 2. Gene Ontology annotation, cellular component: mitochondrion. Gene Ontology annotation, molecular function: protein-disulfide reductase activity. The coding region runs from base 353 to 859 and encodes 168 amino acids. The transcript has 4 exons. The record is from RefSeq and is a predicted model, not a curated record. Lineage: Eukaryota; Metazoa; Chordata; Actinopteri; Gadiformes; Gadidae.
GAGAGACAUCUACAUUCCGAUUGGCUGGCGGUCAUUUACAGCUGAAACGCUACUAUCUCAUUUUCAUAGAGUUGCGCUGUUUUCAACUCUCAUUUACAGCUUUACAGCUUUAAAGCUAUCGCUCAAGCGUUUUAUCGCUCCUAUCGCUUUAUCGCUCAUGUCUAAUAGAAAGUGAAUGGGCGUUUAUCGCUCAAAACGCUUUACAGCUUUUGGUGUGAACGCACAGGAACUACUUCCGGGGAACACGUAAGGUGUGAUAUAAUAGUAAACAGAGGGACAAAGAGGUGAUAGUAACUAGCAGCCUGUCCAGACACCUUGUUUUUGCUAGUAAAAUCACGUCAACAGUAGCCGCAUGUUUCCUUUUGUCCAAAAGACUGACUAUUGUUUGUUGUUAAUAUUUUUAGCGAUGUUUGCUCGAGGGGGGUGUCUCUCUAGGCUCGCAAGGGACGGUUGCCGAAGAAUGGGGAAUUUCACAUCCUCAUCUGCUAGUUUGCCUGGCCCAGGAUGUUCACAAUACGUCCAGGAGGUUGUGUCACAUAACUGUAUUGUGAUAUUUUCCAAGACGACCUGCCCAUAUUGUAGGAUGGCCAAAAAUGUGUUUAAUGAAAUCGGUGCAAAUUACAAAGUGAUUGAGCUGGAUGAGCAUGAUGAUGGGAGAAGAGUUCAAGAGGCCUUAGCUCAGAUGACUGGGGCCAGAACGGUUCCAAGGGUCUUCAUCAAUGGGAACUGCAUUGGAGGUGGUUCGGAUACCCAGCAGCUCCACCAGCAGGGGAAGCUACUGCCCCUCAUCGAACAGUGUGCUCCCUGCUGUACGUCCUCUGAAGGCUUGGGCAGCGGCCAUUUUGAAGCGACUAAAUGACUAACCGUUCUUGCAGUUUUAUCCGGAACUCUAUUUAUUGAAUGUUAUUUUGAUUGUACUUUGAACAUAGUACAUUGCUUAAGUAUUACCAUGUUAUUUGUUUAUAGCAAUAUAUUGAAUACUUGAUGUUAUGUUACCAUUUUAUCCGUCAUAUCUAUGGUCGUACAGUCUUAUUAAAGCUGCCAUGUUUUAAAUAACUACGCAACGUUUUAAUUUAUAGCAUACUGAUGCUACAUGUCAUUACGCAGGAUCAUGUUUGCAAUAUUCCUACAUAUUUGACGGGAGCUAAAGUGGAGUAAUAAAUGCACCUAUACAAAAAUGUGCAAUUAAAGGAGCUCUUGUUUA